This is a messenger RNA of Cajanus cajan (pigeon pea), 1127 nucleotides long. RefSeq names its product septum-promoting GTP-binding protein 1. The record is from RefSeq and is a predicted model, not a curated record. Lineage: Eukaryota; Viridiplantae; Streptophyta; Magnoliopsida; Fabales; Fabaceae. Gene Ontology annotation, molecular function: GTPase activity; GTP binding.
GAAUUUAUGCGCGGUUGAUGGGACCAAUACGAAAGUAAAGGCAGAAGCAAUGGAGGGAUGAGCAUUGAGAAAAGGCAAAGAAGAAGAAGAAGAAGAAGAAGCAAAGGGCAAGUGUUGAUGGCGAAAAUGAUUGGGAAGAGCAGAAGAAGAACAGCUGAACUAUGCCACACAAUGGUCCAUCAAGUCAACGUCCACUGCAAUCUCUUCCACAGGCUCUCCUUUCUUGGCCGUUUCAUUUGGGACAGAAUCCUUCUUUGCUACCUUCCAAGCCCUUACCUCAGGCUGCCCCUCCCUGAACCUCCCUCCGCCCCGCCACCUCCGGCCACCGCCCACGGUGGCUGCCCCCCCAUGCAUGCCCACCCCAUCAUCACCCCCUCAGACUCUGAUUUGGUUAACCUCAAGAUCAGUUUGCUUGGUGAUUGCCAUAUUGGAAAAACUAGCUUUGUGAUCAAGUAUGUAGGGGAUGAGCAAGAAAAGAUAAGCUUGCAGAUGAAGGGGUUAAAUUUGAUGGACAAAACUUUAUUUGUUCAAGGAGCUAGAAUUUCUUUUAGUAUAUGGGAUGUUGCAGGUGACACAGGGUCUCUUCAUCAGAUACCAAUGGCUUGUAAAGAUGCAGUUGCAAUUUUGAUUAUGUUUGAUCUCACUAGUCGUAGUACAUUAAAUAGUGUUGUUGGAUGGUACAGGAAAGCAAGAAAGUGGAACCAGACUGCGAUUCCCAUUCUAAUAGGAACCAAAUUUGAUGAUUUUGUUAGACUUCCCCCGGAUUUGCAAUGGACAAUUGUGACUCAGGCAAGGGCAUAUGCAAGGGCAAUGAAAGCUACCCUCUUCUUCUCAAGUGCAACCCACAAUAUAAAUGUAAACAAAAUCUUCAAGUUUAUCAUGGCCAAGCUCUUUAACUUGCCAUGGACAGUGGAAAGGAAUCUGACACUAGGAGAGCCCAUAAUUGACUUCUGAAACUCUGAAAUGUACUUUACAUCUAUUCAUAUGUAAAUAGCAGGAAGAAAAAAAGAAAGAAAAAAAAAGAUUUAGACAUGGUUAGAUAAACUUCUCAAUAAGAAAAAUAAAAAUAUUUUUUUAUAAAUUAAAAUUAACUUAUGUAUCAUCUAAUUUAUAAAAGAUCUCUCUUA